This is a messenger RNA of Mucor mucedo, 3229 nucleotides long. Its product is annotated as plasma-membrane proton-efflux P-type ATPase. The record is from RefSeq and is a predicted model, not a curated record. The transcript has 4 exons. Gene Ontology annotation, biological process: regulation of intracellular pH; proton export across plasma membrane. Gene Ontology annotation, cellular component: plasma membrane. Bases 150 to 2906 code for a protein of 918 amino acids. Gene Ontology annotation, molecular function: P-type proton-exporting transporter activity; ATP binding; ATP hydrolysis activity. Lineage: Eukaryota; Fungi; Mucoromycota; Mucoromycetes; Mucorales; Mucoraceae.
CUUUUUUCUUCUUCAUAAUCACUUUCUUUCCACCAUUUUUUUUUCAACCUUGUCAAUUGUUUAAAAACUUGCCUUCUUUUUAAAAAAAAGAACAAGAAGAUUUUUUUUUGAACAAGCUAGACUUAAAAAACUAAAAAAAAGAAGAAAAAAUGUCAUCAUUUGAAGAGGAAAAGAAGCAAACCUAUACGGAAAAGGUGGAAGUCUUUAUGGAGGAAAAGAAGAAGGGAGAUGUUCAAUUUGAAGACCACGAGCAUGUUGAGCAUGAAGAUGAAAUCUCGCCUGAACUUGAACUCAUGCUUCACACUGAUCCCUCUACUGGUCUUUCAUCUACAGAAGUCGCUGAGCGUAUCGAAAAGUUUGGUUUGAACGAAUUGCCUGAACGAAAGAAGAAUCCCAUCAUCAAGUUCUUACUCUAUUUCACGGGUCCCAUUGCUUACUUGAUCGAAAUUGCUUGUAUCAUUGCUGCUGUUGUAGGUGAUUGGUUGGAUUUCGGUAUCAUUUUUGCUCUCUUGGUCAUCAAUGCCUUGAUUGGUUUCAUUGAAGAAGCAAAGGCCGAAUCUGCCUUGGAUGCCUUGCGUCAAACUUUGGCUCUCAAGACCCGUGCUUGGAGAAACUCUGAAUUGAUUGAGAUCAACGUCAAGGAGCUGGUCCCCGGUGAUGUGAUCGUCCUUCGUAUUGGUGAUAUCGUUCCCGCUGAUGCUCAUCUCUUGGGUCUUGGUGUAAACGGUGAGGAAAACUUGACUGAAUUAAUGAUUGAUCAAUCUGCUCUUACUGGUGAAUCUCUCCCUGUUGCCAAGAAGAAGGGCAGCACUGUCUUCUCUUCUAGUAUUGUCAAGCAAGGUCAAAACUUGGCUGUCGUUACAAAGACUGGUAUCAACACUUACAUUGGUCGUGCUGCCAACUUGAUUGCUAUCACAAAUGAAGAAGGUCAUUUCCAAAAGGUUAUUGGUAAGAUCGGUAAUGUUCUUAUUUGGUCUACUGUCGUACUUGUCCUUAUUGUCCUCGUCUACAAGUUGGUUGCCUUCCGUGGUACAGAAGAUGGUGAAUGGAAGCAUGUUCUUGAACAUUGUCUCGUCUUAACUGUUGCUGCUAUCCCUGUUGGUCUUCCUACUGUGAUGUCUGUUACCAUGGCUCUCGGUGCUAAGCAACUUGCUACCAAGCAGGUUAUUGUCAAGCGUCUUACUGCUGUUGAAGAAUUGGCCUCUGUCUCUGUGCUCUGUUCUGAUAAGACUGGUACCUUGACCUUGAAUGAAUUGACUUUUGAUGAACCUUGGUUGACCAAUGAUUAUACUGCUGAUGAUAUCCUCCUUUACUCUUACCUUGCUGCUGAACCAGGAGCUAAUGAUCCUAUUGAAUUUGCUGUGCGUCGUGCUGCCGAAGGUUCCCUUGAGGUUCUCAAGUCCCGUCCCGCCAAAUCAUUGGAUGUUCCUGGUUACAAGGUUACUGCUUUCCAACCUUUCAAUCCUACUACCAAGAUGACUGAAGCUACUAUUAUGGACUUGACUACUCAACAAAGUUUCCGUGUUGCUAAGGGUGCACCUCAAGUCAUUACCCGACUUGCUGGUGGUAGUGAUGAUGCUGUAAACGCUGUUAACUCUUUGGCUCGUCGUGGUCUUCGUGCACUUGGUGUUGCCAGAACCGUUCCCGGAGAUUUGACUAACUUUGAACUUGUUGGUAUGAUUUCCUUAUUGGAUCCUCCUCGUCCUGAUUCUGCUGAAACUAUUCGUGACUGUAAUAUUCUUGGUGUUGAUGUCAAGAUGAUUACAGGUGAUCAAUUGAUUAUUGCAAAGGAAGUCGGUGCUCGUCUUGGUAUGGGUCGUGUUAUUCUUGAUGCUAACCAUUUGGUGGAUCCUACCAAAUCCGAAGAAGAAAUUACGGAACAUUGUCGUCGUGCUGACGGUUUUGCCCAAGUCAUUCCUGAACACAAGUACCGUGUAGUUGAGUUGCUUCAGAACAAGGGUUAUUUGGUCGGUAUGACAGGUGAUGGUGUGAAUGAUGCUCCUGCUUUAAAGAAGGCCAAUGUUGGUAUUGCUGUUGAAGGUUGUACUGAUGCUGCUCGUUCUGCUGCUGAUAUUGUUUUGCUUGCUCCUGGUCUUUCUACCAUCAUUGAUGGUAUCAAGACUUCUCGUGCUAUUUUCCAACGUCUUCGUUCUUAUGCUCUUUACCGUAUCACUUCUACCAUUCAUUUCUUGUUAUUCAUGUUUAUUGUUACCAUGGUUCAUAACUGGAACAUGCCUGCUAUCUUGUUGAUCAUGAUCUGUGUCUUGAAUGAUGCUGCUACUUUGGUAAUUGCUGUUGAUAACACUGAGAUCUCUGAACGUCCUGAUAAAUGGAGAAUUGGUCAAUUACUGACCAUGUCUUGUGUCUUGGCCGUCAUGCUUACUGUCCUUUCAUUUGCUCAUUUCUACGUUGCCCGUGACGUUUUCCAUGAGCAUCCCUAUGUUGUACAUUCCAUUAUGUAUUUGCAUAUCUCUUCAGCACCUCAUUUUGUUAUUUUCUCUACUCGUGUUCCCGGUUACUGGUACAAGAAUAUGCCUCAUUGGUUGUUCACUGUUUGUAUUCUUGGUACCCAAGUUCUUGCCUUAUUCUUCUCGGUCUAUGGUGUCUUUGGUGAGAAGGAAGAAGUCCGUGGUUGUGGUUGGGCUUGGGGUAUGGCCGUUCUGGGUGUCUCACUUGUUUACUUUAUGCUUAUGGAUGUUGUUAAGGUCUGGCUUUUCAGAAGAUGGAACUUUGCUCUUACUGCCAAGUUGGCCCCUACACCUAAGCGUAAGGCUAAGUUGGCUGCACGUGGUUUAGAAUCAUCUCAAAGAGAACGUUUAGAAUGUGCUUGGAAGAAGGUUCAAGAUCCUGUGGAAGCACACCAAAUCAUUGCUGCCUUCAAGACUGCUGCUUUAAAAGCUAGAUAAAUGUGUCUGUGAUAUAUUUACAAACACACACACACACACAAAACGAGAGAGGAGGAUGUCUAUUACUUAAUUAUUAUUACUUUUUAUUACUAUUUUUUUUUAACAAACAAACAAUAAAGUUUUUUUCUCCAAUCUGAGCUUUCUUUAUUUAGAAUGUGUGUGUGAAUAUUUUUUGUUGCGAUACCGGAAAGAGCCGUGAAUUGAUUGCACUACUGUGAUAAAACUAGAACGCUGAUGUAAUGAAUUUUAUUUUUUGCACUUUUUGGAAAUAUUUCGAUGAUAAACACAUGAUACAAUUAAAGUGUCAAGUAAACAGGUUAGGG